Molecule: messenger RNA, 3209 nt
Organism: Limulus polyphemus (Atlantic horseshoe crab)
Lineage: Eukaryota; Metazoa; Arthropoda; Merostomata; Xiphosura; Limulidae
Product: zinc finger protein 91-like
Exons: 5
Biological process (GO): regulation of transcription by RNA polymerase II
Cellular component (GO): nucleus
Molecular function (GO): DNA-binding transcription factor activity, RNA polymerase II-specific; RNA polymerase II cis-regulatory region sequence-specific DNA binding
Source: RefSeq, a predicted model, not a curated record
AGUAAAUUAAAAAUUCAUCUGAGAAUACACACUGGAGAAAAACCAUACAGUUGUGAAAUAUGUGAAAAGAAAUUUAGAGUGAAUAGUGACCUAAAGGUUCAUGAGAAUUUACACACUGGAGAGAAACUAAAGAGUUGUUUGGUUUGUGGCAAAACAUUUGGAACAAAGAGUGUCCUAAGAAAUCAUGAGAGGAUACAUACUGGAGAAAAACCAUAUUAUUGUAAAGUAUGUGGUAAAACAUUUGUUUCUAAUAGUAACUUAAGAAAACAUGAGGUAAUACACAGUGGAGAAAAACCAUACAGUUGUGUAGGGUGUGGCAAAGACUUUGUGUCAAAACGUGAACUGAAAAGCCAUGAGAUAAUACAUAUUGGGGAUAAACCUUAUGGUUGUGUAGUAUGUGGCAAAACAUUUGGAAGGAAAAGUGAUGUAAAGAGUCAUGAGAGAAUACACACUGGGGAAAAACCAUACAGUUGUGAAAUCUGUGGAAAAAAUUUUGGAAAAAAUACUUACCUAAAAAGACAUGAGAUUGUACAUAGUGGGGAAAAACCAUACAGCUGUGCACUCUGUGGCAAAGAAUUUGGAACAAAGAGUUACCUAAAGAAACAUGAGAAAAUACACACUGGGGAGAAACCGUACAGCUGUGUAAUCUGUGGCAAAGAAUAUGGAACAAAGAGUUACCUAAAGAAACAUCAGAGGUUACAUACUGGGGAGAAACCAUAUAGUUGUAUAGUGUGUAACAAAGAAUUUGUAUUUGAUACCAGCUUCAGAAAACACCAAAAGAUACACACUAGAAUUAAAUGCUGUGAUGUAACCAUGGAAGUAUUAAACAUGAAGACUGAACCCUUUUUUGAUGAGGAGCAGGAUGCUUUGUUGAAUACCAAAUUGGUGAAAAAUGAAGAAGAAACAUUUACAUUAUCUACAUCUACAGGAAAAUCUGAUUCCUUAGAAGAAAGAUCUUCACAUACCUUUUUGAAGUUUGGUGUUGCAAAGGAAGAACAAGAAGAGAACUAUGAUGGAGAAACAGAGGAGGCUGAGAACAAACUUGUUAGUGUGAAGACAGAGCAGCUUGGUGAUCUACUACAAGAUGAGAUUAUUUCAAAGUUCAGUGAUAAGGAUGAUAAUGAUCUGGAUGGUUCAAAGUACUGUGUUACAAAUGUGAAGAAAGAAAAGGAAUUUGAUAAUUUGGAACAAACUGGUUCUGAGUUAGGAAGUACAUCUGAUAUAAAGACCUAUGUGAACACCUCUUCUGGAAAUCAGUUUGCUGGUGAUCAUGUUUUAAUGGAAGAAGAUCCAUUUAUGGAAAUAGAAGUCAACAAAUCUCGGAAACCAAACAGUAAUGUAUUUGGAAAAAUGAAUUUAAGUGUACCUAACCUGAAACAUUCUGUUAUGCCUUCUAAAGGUGAGAAACAAUACAGUUGUUUACUCUGUGGAAAAGUAUUUGUAACAAAUAGUAAUUUAAAAAUACACCAGAAAAUACAUACUGGAGAGAAACCAUAUGUUUGUGUAGUGUGUGGCAAAGAAUUUCGAAGAAAAGGUAACCUAAAAACACAUGAAAGGAUACACACUGGAGAAAAACCAUACUGUUGUAAGGUAUGUGGUAAAAAAUUUGUAUGUAAUAGUUAUUUAGAAGUACAUCAUAAAAUACAUACUGAAGAGAAACCAUAUGGUUGUGUAGUGUGUGGUAAAAAAUUUGAAAGAAAUGGUAAUUUAAAAAUGCAUCAAAAAAUACACACUGGAAAAAAGCCAUACUGUUGUAAAGUAUGUGGUAAAAAAUUUGUAUAUAAUACUCACUUAAAAACACAUGAGACAGUGCACACUGGAGAAAAACCAUAUAGUUGUAUAGUUUGUUUAAAAAAAUUUGGAACAAAAAGAAAUUUAAAAAAUCACUUGAGAAUACACACUGGAGAAAAACCAUAUAGUUGUGAAAUAUGUAAAAAAAAAUUUAGAGUAAAUAGUGACCUAAAAUUACAUGAGAAUUUACACACUGGAGAGAAUCUAGGCAGUUGUCUUGUUUGUGGCAAAACAUUUGGAACAAAGACUAUCCUAAGAAAUCACGAAAGGAUACAUACUGGAGAAAAACCAUACAGUUGUAAAGUAUGUGAUAAAACAUUUGUUUUUAAUAGUAACUUAAGAAAACAUGAGGUAAUACACAGUGGGGAAAAACCAUACAGCUGUAUAGUAUGUGGCAAAACAUUUGGAAGGAAAAGUGAUAUAAAGAGCCACGAGAGAAUACACACUGGGGAAAAACCAUACAGUUGUGAAAUCUGUGGAAAAAAGUUUGGAAAAAAUACUUACCUAAAAAGACAUGAGAUUGUACACAGUGGGGAAAAACCAUACAGCUGUGCAAUCUGUGGCAAAAAAUUUGUAACAAAGAGGUACUUGACAAAACAUGAGAAAAUACACAUUGGGAAGAAACCAUACAGCUGUGUAUCUGUGGCAAAGAAUAUGGAACAAAGAGAUAUCAAAAGAAACAUUAAAGGUUACACACUGGGGAAAUCAUAAUUUACAGUGUGUAUCAAAAAAAUAUGUAUUUGAUACCAACCUCAGAAAACAAAAGAUACUCACUGGAAUGGAACCUUAACAUUGAAGUGUGUAGCAAAAACAUUCAAUGUACAUAUAGUGGGGAGAAACUACAGAGGAUUCAUACUUUGGAUAAACCAUAGAAGUAUGAAAUGUUUACAGUUAUGAUGUACAGUUGUGACAGGGAACACUCGUGUUUCGUGUGUAAAACCACAUCAGUAUGGUGUGUAGAAAAGUAUGGAACCCUAAAACAUCAGGAGUACAAACUGUAAAUAACUCACCCAGGUAUGAUGUCUGUAGCUAGGACUUAUAAGGUGGUCCGUAUUUAGAAACGUUUUGUGAAGUGGAGUGUGUUACUAUGGACUUAAGAGAAAAUAAUGAAGGCUCUUCUAGGUCAUUUCUUCACCAGUUCCUUAGACAUGUUGAAGAAUCUUGUGAAUAUGAUAAGUUCAAUUGAUUUUGCUCAAUCAUAAUCUGUCAUAGAUAUUAUUUGAUUGUGUAAUUUCACUGUUUUCUUCUUUUUAGAAAGAGUUAAGUGGAAAACUCUGUAUUUUUUUUUAAUGUUUUCGGUGUAAAAUCUAAAUGUUUAUGUAAUAUAUCGUGCAGUUAAGUAAUUGUAGUCCAAUGAGUUCUUGGUCCAGGAACAUUUUGUAAUUAUAUCAAUGUAUAAUAAACCUCAUUGCUUUUCU